AUGGGCUCCAAACGCGCCCGGGAUGGUAAGCUCCUCCAUCAUCCAGCACCCCCCUCUCCGGCCACAGCCAUGAAUUCCACACGAUCGACGGCGCUGCCCAUCUUCGAGACGUUCCGCGACGAGCUUGAUGAGCACCAUGACCGCCGUGAGCGCAUUAUCAAGACUAGCCGCGAUAUCACCGCUCUCAGCAAAAAGAUGUAUGCCCUCCCGCUUGUCUCUAAUUGUCCGGCACUAACGAAAGCUGCUCCCAGUAUCUUCGCCCUGCAACGUAUCCGUACCGUCAAACAACCCCUGCCACCCAAGAUCGACCAGGAAAAUGAGUCUCGUUACGAACAGAUCCGGGCGCUCUUUGCGUCGGUGGUCCUCGAUCUUGCCGGAAUCAAGGCGUGGCGGUACCAAAGGCAGAUCAGCUCGGGCCUCCAAGAGUUUGUGGAGGCCAUUGCCUUUGAACACUACCUCCGAACCCAGACACUACUCACGCAUGAUGAGGCGGCCGCGCAGAUCCCCACCGGGAUCUCCCUGUCGGAGGAGGACUACUUGAUGGGCCUGUUCGACAUGACGGGUGAGGUGAUGCGGUUUGCCGUUUUGGCAUUGAGCUCGGGCAAUGCGUCCCAGGUGACGGAGUUGACGGGCGCCGACGGAGACUCCAACCGGGCCGCAACCAAAACCCCUAGACUGGCGCAAUCUCAUGCGGACCUCGUCAUAGAUUUGCGCGCCAUGCGAGCCCAGUUCGAGUCCCUCAGUAUGCCCCACCGCCACAACAUGCUACGCGAUUUUGUCAAAAAGGUCGAGGUGAUGCAGACCAGCGUGGAGAAAGUUGAGCGGGCAGCGUAUGGGGUUCUAGUCCGGGGCAGCGAGCGCCCCAGCGGGUGGACACCGGACUUGUCGGGGCCCGUCGAGGUGGAGAUUCACUGA
Messenger RNA from Penicillium riverlandense, 915 nucleotides. Its product is annotated as translin family protein. Gene Ontology annotation, cellular component: cytoplasm; nucleus. NCBI's taxonomy places the organism in Eukaryota, Fungi, Ascomycota, Eurotiomycetes, Eurotiales, Aspergillaceae. The record is from RefSeq and is a predicted model, not a curated record. The transcript has 2 exons. The coding region runs from base 1 to 915 and encodes 304 amino acids. Gene Ontology annotation, molecular function: RNA binding; sequence-specific DNA binding; RNA endonuclease activity.